GCCCCCACCGUCUCCGCCCCGAGAAAGGCCGGCGGCAACGGCGGACAGCUGCCUCCGGGAGGAGAAGGAAGAGGGGCCGCAAGAGGGAGGGAAGACGUGUGGCGUGGGGGAGGAAGAGGAGCCCAGGACCGGCCCCACGCACGAUUGAUGGGCGGCUCCUCUGCUGUGGGCCUGCCUACCCGCUCCACCCCGCGGCCCCUUUAGCCUCUGACAAGGGGGCAAACAGUGCUGAUCCCCAAGGAGCAGCAGGGGUCCAUCUUUCUGUUUUUAACCCCACCGUUUUCUGAAAAAGGGGGAACAGACGUCAUUCUAUGCAGAUCGGAGACUAAGAACCAUGUUGCAUGAAGCAAGGGACAGGCAGAAGUUCGUCAGUGAUGUUCAGUAUCUGCGGGACAUGCAGCAUAAGGUGGACUCUGAAUAUCAGGCUUGUUUGAAACGACAGGAAUACAAAAAAGACCCAAAUGAGAAGACACAGGAUCAGCUAUGGGGGAAGGACACAAGCGACAGAUCCCGGUUUUCAAGCGGGUCAUCGUCCAAACAGGAAGAUGGCCUGUUACCUGACACUGCGCUUGCAGGACUGUCCUGCAGGGGGCGCUGUCUGUAUCCCUUCAACACCACCCUCCCAGGACCAGGAAGAAGGAGGGCGCUCUCCGCCGCUGCUCCCAGAGCCUGGCUCCUGCGGUUCCUUGGCCUGUGAGGUUUGAUUCCACCA
Molecule: messenger RNA, 712 nt
Organism: Peromyscus eremicus (cactus mouse)
Lineage: Eukaryota; Metazoa; Chordata; Mammalia; Rodentia; Cricetidae
Gene: Marchf10
Product: membrane associated ring-CH-type finger 10
Exons: 5
Coding region: 335-697 (120 amino acids)
Source: RefSeq, a predicted model, not a curated record